CUCUUAGUCUAAUCUGUCAAGCAUGAGCAUCUCUGCUGCUGCCGGUGUCGAGCCCACUGCCACUCAGCCCGCCCCCACCACAACUAUCCGGUCUUCCACCAUAGGACAGGCCCCUCCGACCUCCUACUAUGUACAGCCUGGUACUACGUCCCAAAUGCAACCUCCUCAAGGGCCCAUGAUUGACGAGAAGAUUGUCCAGAAGCAGAAGGAGAAGGCCCUGAGGGAGCUGGAGUCUCGAGUUAAGCUUGCCUUGCAACAACACGAGCAGAUGUAUCAGCUGCAGAAGUCCCACAUUAUGGCCGACCAUGAUAGGCAGAUGGAGUACACCAAGGCUACUAUUGAGAAGGAACGUCAAGCUGCUAUGUUUGAUUUGGAGGGUCAGUAUCAGACCAACACUCGAGGCUUGGAGCAAUCUGCCAUUCAGCAGCGCAUGCAGAUUGAGACUACUGCCAUGCAACUUGACAUCCAAGCGCAUCAGCAGAAGAUGAUCAUGGAGCACCAGGAGCGAGAGAAGAAGUGGACUGGCCAGCCUGCUGUCCCUCAGACUCUAGCUGUUCCUCAGCCUUAUGUUGCUCCUACAACCUACAGUGCUUAUGGUCAGCCCGGUGCAAGCUCGGUGACGACGACAUACUCGACUACUGUUCAACGUGCGCCGCAGACUACCUCUGUCGAGGCUCCUGCUGCAGCUGCUCAAUAAAUGUAGAGCAUGACUGAGUUUUGUUGUGUAUGGUUCAAGAAGUCUUGGACGGUUUUUACAUAGCCAUUCAAGCUGAUCCACAACAUGAUUGCUCAAUUCGAUAUA
Molecule: messenger RNA, 802 nt
Organism: Perkinsus marinus ATCC 50983
Lineage: Eukaryota; Perkinsozoa; Perkinsida; Perkinsidae
Exons: 1
Coding region: 23-697 (224 amino acids)
Source: RefSeq, a predicted model, not a curated record